Messenger RNA from Tribolium castaneum (red flour beetle), 585 nucleotides. It is a transcript of the gene hoip, whose product is annotated as hoi-polloi. The record is from RefSeq and is a predicted model, not a curated record. NCBI's taxonomy places the organism in Eukaryota, Metazoa, Arthropoda, Insecta, Coleoptera, Tenebrionidae. Gene Ontology annotation, biological process: mRNA splicing, via spliceosome; maturation of LSU-rRNA; maturation of SSU-rRNA. Bases 153 to 536 code for a protein of 127 amino acids. Gene Ontology annotation, cellular component: precatalytic spliceosome; U4/U6 x U5 tri-snRNP complex; cytosolic large ribosomal subunit. The transcript is spliced from 2 exons. Gene Ontology annotation, molecular function: RNA binding.
AAAAACCCUGCGUUUUCACCAAACGUUUGUCAACGUUUUUUGAGGUUAAAACGCUUGUUUUUACACGUGUUGUUGCGGCUCCUCCGUGAAGCGAUAAAUCGCCGAGAGGUUGUCUGAAUUCAGUCUUUUAAGUGACCAUAACUUGCAAUAAAAUGGUAGAGGAAGUGAACCCCAAAGCCUACCCUUUGGCCGAGGCCAUCCUCACGACCAAAAUCCUGAAUCUCGUGCAACAGGCCAUGAACUACAAGCAGCUCCGCAAGGGGGCUAACGAAGUCACCAAGACCCUGAACCGCGGUAUUGCGGCUUUUAUUGUGAUGGCGGCUGACGCCGAACCUUUGGAGAUUCUCCUGCAUUUGCCACUGCUUUGCGAAGACAAGAACGUGCCGUAUGUCUUCGUCCGUUCGAAACAGGCACUGGGGCGCGCUUGUGGCGUCUCAAGGUCGGUCAUUGCUUGCAGUGUUACUAUAAAUGAGGGGUCGCAGCUGAAGCCACAAAUUGAGGCCAUUCAGCAGGAAAUCGAGCGCUUGCUCGUUUAAUGUACAAUUUAUUCAUAGUUUAACUUUUCAAUAAACGUUUUUUUCUAAU